CAUGCCGGUGGGGGGCAGACGGAUAGGGCAGACGGUACGAGCUGGAAGCCAUGUUUGUUGUUCCUCCUUCUGCCACUUCGGAGUUCGGUACGUUCAGGGUCUGAACGUUCAAGAACUCCGUCUGCAUGUCUUUAUUAUCAACAAUAUCGCCACUAAAUAUUCUCUACCACCCUCCGAAUGCAGAUUAACAGGUAUGCCAAAGGAAAAAUAUGAUUCCCCGGAUCCUCGCCGAUUAUACACCAUCAUGUCAGCUGAGGAGGCAGCCAACGGGAAGAAGUCGCACUGGGCCGAGCUGGAGAUAUCAGGUCGGGUCAGAAGUCUGAGCAGUUCUCUGUGGACUCUCACCCACCUGACGGCUCUACACAUCAACGACAACAACCUGAGUCGUAUCCCGCCUGACAUCGCCAAGCUGCCACACCUGGCCUACCUGAACCUGUCGUCCAACAAGCUCCGCAGCUUGCCCGCCGAACUCGGAAACAUGGUGUCUCUCAGGGAGUUGCUUUUAAACAACAAUCUUUUGCGAGUUCUACCUUACGAACUCGGGCGGCUGUUCCAGUUACAAACCCUGGGGCUAAAAGGUAACCCUUUGUCCCAAGACAUCCUCAACCUGUACCAGGAAUCAGACGGAACCAGAAAGCUCUUGAACUACAUGCUUGACAAUCUAGCAGUGCACCCAGAACAGCUCCCCCAGAGACCUUGGAUCACCUUGAAGGAGCGGGACCCAAUGAUCCCUACAGCCAUGUUCACAGUGAUGUGUUACAACGUCCUGUGUGAUAAGUACGCAACGCGUCAGCUGUACGGCUACUGUCCCUCCUGGGCCCUCAACUGGGAGUACAGGAAGAAAGGCAUCAUGGAGGAGAUCACACACUGUGACGCUGACAUCAUCAGUCUGCAGGAGGUGGAGACGGAGCAGUACCACGCCCUCUUCCUGGAGACUCUAAAGGACCAUGGGUACGAGGGGUACUUCUGCCCAAAGUCUCGUGCCAAACUGGUCUCAGAACAGGAGAGGAAGCACGUGGACGGAUGUGCUGUGUUCUUCAAGACUGAGAAAUUUACUCUGGUGCAGAAACACACGGUGGAGUUCAACCAGGUUGCCAUGGCAAACUCUGAGGGUUCAGAGGUCAUGUUGAACAGGGUCAUGACCAAGGACAACAUCGGGGUCGCUGUCCUACUGGAGGUCAACAAGGACAUGUUCUCUGGUGGCAUGAAGCCUCUGCAGGAGACACAGUUCCUUCUGGUGGCUAACGCCCACAUGCACUGGGACCCAGAGUUCUGUGACGUCAAGCUGAUUCAGACCAUGAUGUUCCUGUCUGAGCUGAAGAGCAUCAACGAGAGGGCGCUGAGCUCCGUGGCAACAGGCUCCCCGACCUCCGACCCCUCCUCCAUCCCUAUCGUCCUCUGUGCUGACCUCAACUCCCUGCCAGACUCUGGUGUAGUGGAGUAUCUGAGUAAUGGUGGUGUAGCAGAGAACCAUAAGGACUUCAGAGAGCUGCGCUACAACGAAGCUCUCAGCAACUUCAGCUGCCAGGGGAAGAACGGCCCUUCUGACGGCAGCAUCACUCACAGCUUCCAGCUGAAGAGCGCUUACCAGGGCAGCCUCAUGUCUUAUACCAACUACACCUAUGACUUUAAGGGUGUGAUCGACUACAUCUUCUUCUCCAAGACUCACAUGUCUGUAGCUGGCUUGCUCGGUCCCCUGGAGUCUCAGUGGUUAACGGACAACAACAUCACUGGCUGUCCCCACCCCCACAUCCCCUCUGACCACUUCUCUCUGCUCGCCCAGCUGGAGCUCCACCCGCCCGUCAACACCUCCCUCAACGGCCUGCACCUGCCCGUCCACAGCUGAUGAUCUCCUAGUCUUCCCUAGGACUUUUUAUGUUUGAACAAGGUCUCCCACUCCCAAACACUGUAAUUACUUCCCCAACUUCAGCUGUACCCCUCCAGCCCCCUUCCCCUGCACCCCUCCACAUAUCUAAUAUCACAGCCUUUUUUUUCUCUCUCUCUCAUGAACACAUCCACUCUUACUUUACAUUUGUAUCAAAGUUAGUUUUGUAGAGCACACCUCCAUUUUCUUACUUCCAACAAAAACAACGUGCCUCGUUUGUACAGUAUACAAUCUCUCCAACAGCAGCACUGCCUAGGAAAAUACGUUUUUUGCGUUUACACAGGCAGACCAAAUCUGAUCUUUUGCCACUAACUUUUGACCAAUCAGAUCAGAAUUUUUUUUUUGCCAAUAAUUGGUCUAAAGAUCAGAAUGGGCUGCCUGUUUUUAAACCCAGCCUGAGUAGCUCAGACUAACCAUGCGCCAACAUCUAUCCAUCCAUUCCUCCAUCCCUCUAUUCAUCCCUCUCUCCAUCCAUCCCUUCAUCAUCCAUUCUGUUGCAAUUCACAUCAAAGUUAACGGAAAUUCCAAUUCAAUAAUUGAAAAAAUGGCAUCUAUUUGCAAUGUUUUUCUCAAAGUGAAGCUAUUUAUUUGAAAAGUUUAUUUUAUUUUUAAUGUAAGAAUUAUUUUUCCUGAUUUGAGAUGUUUUUUUGACAGGUGGUGCAGGAUUAUGUUGCCUGAUUUAGCUAUGCAUCUGCUUAUAAUUUCCAACAUGUUGGUAGGCUAUUUGUUAGUCAACUAUAAUUAGAUACUUGCUCACCAUAAUAAUGUCAUCGACUCAAUAGAAUGAAUGCUUCAGUGUAGUUGACACCAGUAAACUUUUCUCUGUCAUCUCUGCUUCUUUCGCGGAGCAAAGACGUUCAGGGACCGGGGAUAAAAUGCAAUAACUGGAGAUUUAAACGGGAAACGGAUUCUGUGCAGAAUUUCCAAAUUACGUCAAUUUGACCGGUUGAAAGGAAAUGGAAAUCUGUGAAAACAAACCAACAUGUUUCUGAUAAGAUUUUAGUUCUGCUUGGGUGCAUAUUUAAUGUGGUUGAAAUACUAUCCGUUUUUGUGACGCUGAUAAAGAUGGCCGCUCUACAGAUGGUAUCUAAAUGAGCAUUCGCAUUCUGUCAAGAUGCUGAAAUAAAUCAUAUUUCUCCACUCCUGUUCCAGAGUAAAAAUAUUGCAUACAUUUGGUUGAUAAUUUUACUGCUAGAUAUGCUUCUUUUUUUCCCCCCAGGAGUUCAUAUUAAGGCCCAUGUGAGGUUAUAGACCUACAGUCGGUGUCCAGAUUUCAGUUUCCAUUUAACCCAUCCGAACAGUAGGCUACAGUUCCAUUGACGUGACCGGCACAUUUUUAUAUAGCUUCUCACAAUCAUCACACGUAACUUAGUCGCCGCUUCUGCUAUAUCAUCCUCCUUUUUAACACUUCACCAAAUCUUUCCCAAACAUUACAUUUCUGGCCCUCACUUUGCUUUUAUUUUUAACUCUUUUUAUUUCGCAGCUCUUCUGUCAUUGAAUUAAAACUCUGACUUUUUUUUUUUUCCCCUCCUUGGAUCGACAUGAACUUUUUUCUGCCCAUUCCCAAAAGCAUCUGGUGAUUGGCUGUAGGCUAUUUGGCCCGCCUAGGCCUUAAAGUUUAGGCUUUAUGCACUAAUGCCAGAUAGUGACUCAGUGUAGCAUAUACAUUGAGCAAGAAUUUAUAUAGAUUUUCUUCUUUCUCAAGCCAGCCCACACCCUUCAUCCACUCAAUAUUUCAUGACCCUAAACCGCCCCCACCCCACUGAUAUAACCGGAUGGACUGCAUGUUAUGAGUCAACCCGUGCGUCACUAGUAGGAAACGAUCAUUGUGGCUUGUCAGCCAUAUUGAGAAUGCCCACUGGUAGCCCCUCGGAGACCAUUCUAAACCCAUAGAUGGCUUCAUGUCUACAGCUAGACCGGAGGAUCCAACAACUGCUACCCAGCUGCACACGUUCCAUUUGGUUUCUGAAUGUAGGUUUUUAUUUGAUUUCAAUUUUUUUUUUUUUUUUUUCAUUCGGGUCAUAAUUAGGUAGACUUGGCACAGUGACUGCAUUGCUAGAGGUUUUGUUAGCAGACAUCUUUUGAAUAUCACUUGUUCUUUUCAGACCUAAGACACGUUUUUAGAAGAGAAAUGUUAGCAUCUAUAGUAUGUUAAUUCAGGUUUAAAGCUGAUUUGCCAUUGCAAGGUCAUUGUGAUUUUAAAAAGAAAGCACUUUUUAAAUAUGUGUUUGUCUUAGAUGCAUAAGGGUCAGAAACUAUCCUAGCCUUCCAUCCUACAUGGUGUACCUAAAACUGAUGGAUUUCAAUGUUUUACCUACAAUCAUAAAACAUAUGACACAGAGUGUGGUCAAUGUGGGCGUGUCAAUAUGUUCAUACUAACCAUGUGCUCAAGGACAAGGAAGUAGACUGUAGUGUUUGGGCAAGAAACAAGGCCUAAACUAUGACCAGGAAGUUUGAGAAUGACCUAUGCUCCCCAAAGAGGAAAGGGUUUAAGUUGAGUAAACUAAGACCACCCCAGUCCCACCUCCUCCUGGGAGUGUAAUCUGUCAACCAAUCAGAGGUGGAGGUGCUAACUUUUUGUAUUACUCUGAAAACAGUGUUUUAGUUUUAUGGAUUUAUUGGGGUAAUAAUGUUCACAAAAAUAAAAUAUUCACGCUCAUCA
Messenger RNA from Oncorhynchus tshawytscha (Chinook salmon), 4547 nucleotides. RefSeq names its product CCR4-NOT transcription complex subunit 6-like. Gene Ontology annotation, cellular component: CCR4-NOT complex; cytoplasm; nucleus. The record is from RefSeq and is a predicted model, not a curated record. Bases 2 to 1846 code for a protein of 614 amino acids. Gene Ontology annotation, molecular function: protein binding; poly(A)-specific ribonuclease activity. The transcript is spliced from 13 exons. Gene Ontology annotation, biological process: nuclear-transcribed mRNA poly(A) tail shortening. NCBI's taxonomy places the organism in Eukaryota, Metazoa, Chordata, Actinopteri, Salmoniformes, Salmonidae.